UGAAACCGCCCUCGGUUCUGGUCCCUCGGUUGUUGAGGACUGCCCCUGGCGUGAAUGCGGCUGAGGGGGCGGAGAGGCUGGUGUUGCUCCCAGGCCUUGUCGGAGCCGCUCCGCCUCCCGGGGGCGUUCCUGGCCGAAGAGCGGGCCCCGCUGGGGCCGGGGCGCCCCUCGCCGGGUCCAGGAGUCUCGGAGCCGCCCUGCGCCCACGGGCUCCCCCGACAGCGCCCGCACCCUGGCCCCACAUUUUCACGGUGCCGGGGCGGAUCCUGACCGCAGGCAGGAAAGGACAUUUUGAUGCAAAUAAGAAAGAAAUAAUCUCAGGAUAGAAGACGGAGUUUUAAAUUGCAUGACUAUAUGAAGGAAGAGGAAGGUUUUGCUGAAGAUGAGGCGACUGAAUCGGAAGAAAACCUUAAAUUUGGUGAAAGAGUUGGAUGCAUUUCCGAAGGUUCCUCAGAGCUAUGUGGAGACUUCAGCCAGUGGGGGUACAGUUUCUCUAAUAGCAUUUACCACUAUGGCUUUAUUAACGAUAAUGGAAUUCUCAGUAUAUCAAGACACGUGGAUGAAGUAUGAAUAUGAAGUAGACAAGGAUUUUUCUAGUAAAUUGAGAAUCAACAUAGAUAUCACCGUUGCCAUGAAGUGUCAGUAUGUUGGAGCAGAUGUACUGGACUUAGCAGAAACAAUGGUUGCGUCUGCAGAUGGUCUAGUUUAUGAACCAGCAAUAUUUGAUCUUUCACCACAGCAAAAAGAAUGGCAGAGGAUGCUGCAGCUGAUUCAGAGUAGGCUGCAAGAAGAACAUUCUCUUCAAGAUGUGAUUUUUAAAAGUGCUUUUAAAAGUGCAUCAACAGCACUUCCACCAAGGGAAGAUGAUUCAUCACAGUCUCCAGAUGCAUGCAGAAUUCGUGGUCACCUCUAUGUUAAUAAAGUAGCUGGAAAUUUUCACAUUACUGUGGGCAAGGCAAUUCCACAUCCUCGAGGUCAUGCACACUUGGCAGCACUUGUCAACCAUGAGUCUUACAACUUUUCUCACAGAAUAGAUCAUUUGUCUUUUGGAGAACUUGUUCCAGGAAUUAUUAAUCCUUUAGAUGGAACUGAGAAAAUUGCUGUAGAUCACAACCAGAUGUUCCAAUAUUUUAUUACAGUUGUGCCAACAAAAUUACAUACAUACAAAAUUUCAGCAGACACACAUCAGUUUUCUGUGACAGAAAGGGAGCGAAUCAUCAACCAUGCUGCAGGCAGCCAUGGAGUCUCGGGGAUAUUUAUGAAAUAUGACCUCAGUUCUCUUAUGGUAACAGUUACUGAGGAGCAUAUGCCUUUCUGGCAGUUUUUUGUAAGACUCUGUGGUAUUGUUGGAGGAAUCUUCUCAACAACAGGCAUGUUACAUGGAAUUGGAAAAUUUAUAGUAGAAAUAAUUUGCUGUCGUUUCAGACUUGGAGCCUAUAAACCUGUACAUUCUGUCCCCUUCGAGGAUGGGCACACAGACAACCACUUACCUCUUUUAGAAAAUAAUACACAUUAGUACCUCCUGAGUGGAGAGAAACUUUUUGCCUGAGACACAAAACCUUUUUUAAUAAUAAAAUAUUGUGCAAUAUACUCAAAGGAAAAAUAUGAAUGAGAACCUGGAAACACACUUAUUUAAAAAAAAAAAGAAAAAAGGAAAAAAAACCAAACUGAAAUCCUGUAAAUGUUGUGUCUGUUACAAAAGUCCUAGAGGAAAUUAUGGAGCUGGUAGUGAUAAGCCCAUCUGGAGCGUUGUUCAAAGAAGACUCUUGCUGCUUCCUCAGCAAGUGGACUGUCAGAGUCAGACCCUGCUGCUUCAUAACAGAAAGCUGAAGGAAGGAGGGGAGCCCACGUCUAACAAAAGAGCACUGAUAAGUGCAAAUGUUUGCGUCCUUUUGUUUUUAAAAGAUACGAUGUAAGAAUAAAAUAUGUAAAACAUAUGGAAAACUAGUCUAGACUUUAAAAACCUGUGAUCAGGUCACACUGUUAAUAAAGGAAGACAGGGACUAGUCCCUGUGUUACAGCCAUACUGAUGUUAAGCCAUACUGACAAGUACUUUGAUCUUAGGAAGGGAAAUGCUUUUCCUUGGACUCAGGGUAUUGGCUUCUAACUGUUCAAGAUAGGCUCUCCCAGGGGAGGUGUGUGAGCACUAUGAUAUGUAACAGAGAUACUGCUUACAGAUUGUGUCGUGAAGCUAGAUAGGGAGAAGAGAGCACAUUUCUAAAGCGGAGGCUGAGUAUCCUUAUCUCCUCAUGGAUAUUCUCUGAGGAUCAUGGGCUGAGCAAUAAAAUGAUCCAUUCUGAUGGAAAGAAAUUAUCAGUUUGUAAACUAUUAAGAGGAAAAAUAGAAUAUUUUAUACAAGUGAUGAAUGGGAACAGGGUAACUUAAAUGAAAGUGUGAGCCAAAUUUUAGGUAUAAGACAGUAUCACAUCUGAGAGAUGCCAUAUUACAGUAUUACAGCGGCCACUAAACUGUAAAGCUGAAUUACGAAAGACUUAUCGCAUUCAGGAUGUUCUGAAUGUGACUGGUGAAUUAUGUUAGGUUUGUAUUGUUCUAAUUUUCGUACUGUUUAAGGGUUGGGUUUAAAUUCCAGAAUAUAAAAGAUUAAAAUAAUGAGAGGAAACUUACAUUAAAAGCUGUAUUUGUAGUACCUGUGCCAAUAUCAGUUUUCAUUUUGUUAUAUCAAUCCCCUAAGUGUAAAUCAUUUAGGGAAAUAAGGAAUCAAGAAUCCAGAUAGGUAAUGAAGGUAAAAGACCAGAUUUUAGUCCUUAACAAAUAGCAAAGCCAAGCAACUUCAUUUGAAGUGGUAGUUUUAGAAUCAAGUGUGAUGACACAGGCCUGUAAUCUCAGCACUGUGGGAGACUGAGGCAGGAGGAUCACAGUUUGAGCUCAGUCUGGACACUUAGAUCCUGUCUCAAAAGAAAGAAAAGAAAAAGAUUUGAGCCCUGAUUUCAGUGCCCAUUACUGGGGGGAAAAAUAGCUUAGAGAGUGACAUAUCACAAGUUGCAGUUUUUUAAAUGAAGAGUUUAUGUAUAAAAAAUAUUUAACAAGACAAUACUGGUGACAAGAACUCACGACAAAGUGGCUCUGUGAUGAGACUUACAUAGGACAGCAUUUUGCAUAAAAUAGCAGCCACACCCUUGUUUAGAAUGUGCGGUGUCAUUGAGAACCACACACUGACUGAUUGAUAGUGGUGACACAACAUGUUUUGAAGGAUAUUUUUAAUCCAGGAAAUUCUAGUCACUGGGCCUUCUCUGGGGUUUUAUUUAUUUUCUUCAAAUAUUAUUUCCCACAGAGUUGGGAUAGAAACUAAUAGAACAUUUCUCAAAAUUUUAAUUUAAAAAGAAUUACUGGUAUUUUAGGUACUUCGGACUAACUGUUGGAUUGGGUCUUCUGAAUUCAGAAAUUCAGUCGUUUCAGGUUUUUUUAGAUGGAAAAAUAUACCAAUUUAAGAUUACUUUUAGGAUUAUAACAAGUAUUAAAUUUAAAUUUUGAUACAUGGUUUUUAAUUACUUCCAUGUUUAAUAAAUGCCAUAUUUAAUUUUUAAUGAAAUUUAUCCUAUUAAAGCUGACUGUAAAGGAAUUUCUUUAAAGCAGAGUCCUGCUUUGCCAUUGAUUUCCAUUUCAAACGUUGAGAAAACUUCUAUCUAACAACCUUCUAAAAUUUAUAAGGUCAUAGUUUUGGCCCUGAAAAAAUGAAAACUCUUUCAGCUCUGUGCACGAUGGAACAUAACCAUGUAUUAGAGUUUGCUGGGAGUUUCUGGCCUCCCAAGUGUCUCUUUUCCUUGGUUGAAAGCCCUCCCUGCCCUGUACCUGAGGGUCUCUCUAGGAUCCCCCUUCAACUCUCAGUACAGUGUCCUUCUCAGCAGGGUCUUCAUGAUGUCUGUAUGUACAUGUUCUGGCCUACAUAGUGAAAAGCCUACAUGUUUUAAAAACUUGCAGCGUAGUUGUAAACUGUUUCCAUGCAUUGGCCUGUAUGAAAGAUGAUAAAUAUUUGAGCAGAGUAA
Molecule: messenger RNA, 4004 nt
Organism: Chinchilla lanigera (long-tailed chinchilla)
Lineage: Eukaryota; Metazoa; Chordata; Mammalia; Rodentia; Chinchillidae
Gene: Ergic2
Product: ERGIC and golgi 2
Exons: 15
Coding region: 383-1516 (377 amino acids)
Biological process (GO): retrograde vesicle-mediated transport, Golgi to endoplasmic reticulum; endoplasmic reticulum to Golgi vesicle-mediated transport
Cellular component (GO): membrane; COPII-coated ER to Golgi transport vesicle; endoplasmic reticulum
Source: RefSeq, a predicted model, not a curated record